ACCGGUCGCCAGGAUCCAAGACGGUUGAUGUCAAAAAGACGAAGAAGCCACCAGGUACCGGUACCAGUGCUGGCUAGCUAGUUGCAUGCAUGAACCACAAUCAAUCUGUUGAAGAAGAGAGGAUUUGCUUCAGCGUCCAUUAUUACUCUACCUAUCUACCUGGAUAUUCUUUCGAUCAUGAUAUUCUUUGCAGGUGCCAAUGCUCCCGUUGUCCGUCGAGAGACGCUGGAAGAUCUGACAGAUCGCGUUAGAAAGAGUGGAGGCAAGAGUUUGCGACUAUGUCUGCAUGACCAUGUUCCUGUAUCUGCUGACGAUGGCUUGGCAUGGACUCGCUGGCUAGAGGCCCUUCGAUCAAGCGAUAUUGCCAAUAUCUCUGUGGAUUUUGAAGAAGGCAACACUCAGGAGGAGGAACAGAUGGUGUCUAGUCACCAAAUUCUGCAGUCAUUGGUAGCCAACCUCUCAAAUUUACGAGUCUUGAAGCUCAGUGGAUACUGCCAAUCUACAGGAAUGCCACUGACGGAACUUACCAAUCUGCUCAAGACUGGUGGUGCUGCUGCAUUGACCCACCUGCACUUGACUUCGGUAAAGAUGGAUGUUAAAGACAUCCAGUCAUUCUCACUGGCUUUGGCAGAACAUGCCUCGCUUACAGAACUUCGAUUGCAAGAUUGUCAGCUUCACCUUGCUAAUACUGCCGAUGGUUUGGAUUCGGAUGAAUUUCUGUAUCAUCUGCUGGAGGGAGUCUCAGCGGCUCCAAACCUAAAAUCUCUCUUGAUAUCACCCACCAAACGCCAGGCUUUGGGAACGAUCUCUGUUAGAGCCAUUGAAAGACUACAAAGUGCCAACAAUCAUCUGACAUCCCUGAUACUCUAUCCAAUACAUGGGUUCUUUACUACUUCAGGUGGUGCCAUGUCGCCAUUUCAAGCACUCACAAGCUUGCUGGCAUCCAACCAAAUCCCCACGCUGAAACAACUUCAUUUGCCAUUUUGUGCUGACAACCAAAAACAGUGCCAUGACAUUGCAUCACUCCUCACGUCCAAAACAAGUCUGGGUAGUCUCGAUUUGAUGGGAACAUCCCAUCAAGACAUGAUGGACUUGGAACAACAACUGCGGCAAGAACAAGAACAACAACACCAACAACAGCAACACGAAGAUACUCAUGAUCACCACCACCCACUCCUACAAAUCGCACAUGCCUUGUCCGGUUCCUCGUUGCAAUCCAUUGCCCUGACCGGAUUUGGAACCACAGGCAUCCCAUUUCAUGUCGUGCAAGCAUUUGCCCAGACUGUCCAGCUCAAUUAUGGAAUCCAACAAAUGUUACUCUAUGAUAUUCAAACCACUGUCCUACGAAAGACUGUCGACUACCACUGUCAUCUCAAUCAACAAGGCCGGAAACGCUGGUUGCAGCACAUGUACGCAAACAACAAACCAAAACGACGACAAGAAUUCUGCAAGGCUCAAGAUGGCAUGGAGCAGAAGUCUACUCAAAGCCAACAGAGAAUGCUGUUCCGGUUAGCCCAAGACAAGGAUGCGCUCUAUUACUACUUGUCACACAUGAACCCAUCUUUUCUGGAACACCAGAGCAAGCAGGCUAACAAAUGCCAUCAAAAGUGA
Messenger RNA from Seminavis robusta, 1611 nucleotides. The record is from the annotation of a GenBank genome assembly. Lineage: Eukaryota; Bacillariophyta; Bacillariophyceae; Naviculales; Naviculaceae.